ACCAUUCUUGUGCGAUUUACAUUUGUGGCUCAGAUGCUGAACUCCUUUCGCUGGACAUACAGCGUGCUAUCCAUGGUAAUUGGUAGAUAACGUGCAUUAGGUUGGUGAACUAUCCAUUUUCGUUAUUCGAUUCUCACUACCUAACCUAGCUCGCUUUAGUACACUUUCGUGCACCAGCCAAGAGGAGACGACUAUUCUCGUUCAAAAGAUCAUUCGUUUCAAUCCAUGCAUUAAGAGUGAGGGAGAGGGAGAGAUAAAGAGAAAGAGAGACCUAAUUAAGCUGAUGGGGCUAGUUAUCAAACUUGUACGCCACUAAGACUAUGAGUUCACAUAUAUAUGCAGAUGAGAGAGCAAGAGAGAUGGAGUUUGCAGCAGGUUCAGAGAGGCAAAUGGGUUGCUCUCCCUUGGGCAGGAUGAUAUCUAGAGUCAUCAAGAAAUGCAACGGGCGCAGACGACGGAUGAGGAACGAGGGGCUGGACUACGCCAUGGCAUACCCCCAAGCUCAAACAUGCUACGUACGUCCAACGCCACCGCAAGUCCACGGUCCGUUCGGCCCAACCGCCGCCGCGCCGCCUCGAGCAGGCGGCAAGCCGCGCAAGCGCAAGAAGUCCAAGUCCAAGAACGUCCGGUUCAGCACGGCGGCUGGGCCGGUAUACCCCGGGUCAGCGCCACCGCCGAACGCUGCCGAUGCAUACCAGCAUGCAUCGGCGGCAGGGACGAGCGGCGACGCGGCGUACGGCGACCAACGCCAUCACCACCACGCGGCCGCCGCCUCCCACGCGUACUCGUCGGCGCAGCACGGGCACGGCCAGGAGUACGGCUACGCCAGGUACGCGCCGUCGCCGCUAACGCGGUGGGAGAUGCUCGGCUCCUCCGGCACGCCGAGGCGGCACGAGUACUUCUCCGGCGAGUACAGGUGGUCCUACCCGACGCCGGUGCGCGAGGGCAUCUACAGCAUGGCCACGGACGCCAACCGGCUCACGGCCAUCUUCAGCGAGGAGAAUCCCAACGCCUGUACCAUAGUCUGAUCCACUGGUGGCCGACAGUGGUCAGGGAAUAAAUUUGUAUGAUUUUUAGGGAAAUUUUGUGGUAAUUAUUUACGCAGAGUACGAUGCUUGUAAAACUUGUGUAGAACAGUA
Molecule: messenger RNA, 1139 nt
Organism: Lolium rigidum
Lineage: Eukaryota; Viridiplantae; Streptophyta; Magnoliopsida; Poales; Poaceae
Exons: 3
Coding region: 321-1028 (235 amino acids)
Source: RefSeq, a predicted model, not a curated record